UGCUGCUGCUGCUGGUUGAUCCUGUCGCUCGUGUGGUGUUAUCCGCAAUGGUGCUUCUUGCGCUUGCAGCAGCAACGCCCUGCCUCUGCUCUUUGCCGGCGACCCACAACCUCGUUCCUACUCCCCGGGAUGACCAUGGACGCUUGGUACUGUUGCUGCUGCCACUACGCUCGUGCUGGACGCCGUAAACGGCCUCAAGGCUCCACCUGACCUUUCUGCUCGCCUGGCGGUUGUCGCAAGGGCAGGCGCUGGUGGUGCUGCCUCUGGUGCAGGUACUUGAACGACGUGGCCACAUUCCCGGAACUUCUGCAACGAAGGAUCUCGCCACCUGAGCAAGGAAAAAGGCCGUCGCCAGCUGCAACAGCAUCCGUACCUCGCCGAAGUAGCCGGGGACGACGACGCUGCUGCUGCCGCCGUGGGCGCCACGGCCGCGCCUGUUUUGUUUCAUGAUCACAGCUGCUUUUCAAAUUGAAACUUUUCACCUUCUCAAUUGCUACAGCAGGAUUGCAGAAGGCUCUGUUCUCAUGUCGCAGCUUUAUCCGCGCACAAGUCGUUCAUUCAGGGUGAUCUACGCUUCAAGAGAAGAAGAUCACGAGAGAGACACACACGCCACCCGGCACAGCCCUGCGCAGUGCUCACGGCACCAAGCAAGUGACUAGACUGUAAAAACAAAAAAAAAUGGGGCUCCGCGAAAUCAAAGCGCGGCACGCGCAGCUACACGGCGCGCGCGCUGUGAGGGGCGCCGAUCCACACCGCACGCACCCUUAUAAAGCAGGGUGUCGCGAACAAAAAGCAUGCCUCAAAGGACUUCGACAACGAACCCGUCAUCACUGGAGGUGCUGGUGGAGGGCGGCGCCUCCAAGACGGAGAAUGAAGAAGUAAUCCCCCAGGCAAGUGAUUCCACCGCCCAUUUGAAGCGAUGUCGUUCUCCCCUGUCGCGAACUAACGUUGUUGAUUUCCCGUUGGCCAUGCGCAAGUGUAGGUUGACCCGAGGUGUCAGCAUGAAUCGUUAGCACUAGACAUCCCUCUCCGUUUGUACGCACAAGAACUCGAGCAUUCGUACGUAUCACUCCUCCCAGUACGUAUCUUCUCUAAAUCAUUUACGUUUAGUUUACAACAGCAGUGUGGUGGGCCAGUCUACUGCUGUAUCGUUGGAAACUCAAACUUGUCAUGAGGUGUGCUUCCAGCACGUUCCAUUGCCAAUUAUCAAGAACGAUAGACUAGGUUGACAUACCUCGUUCAUGUUUUUAAUCAACGCCAGCGGAAGAAAGGACCGCUGUUUCGCACCAGCGUUCCAGAGCACCAAGUUGUUUUUGCUACUUGAGACAACACCCCCCACACACACCACGUUGAUAACCUGUUUAGUAUGUAAUUGUCACCUCCGGAUGUGUUUUUGAUGUGGGUGGUAUUUUUUUGCAGCCCUUAUUGCUUGAUGCAAGUCUAGAAUUGUGUUGUGGGGUCAUGUUGACCCUUCAAAUCAUCACCACUAGGUGUGGUGUUGUGUUGAGGGCAGUGUUGUAAUACUUAUGUGGGUGUGUUGUCUUGUGUCAUACUUCGUACAUACGAUUUCGACAACCACAAGCGGCGAAACUGUCGCGCAAUGACUACCAUGGUGCAAUGAAGAUUUAGCAACACACCUGCCGGAAAUAGAACCAUUGUGUACAUAUAUUGACAAAUCUGAUCACCUGUCCACGCUGUCGUCGCUCGAAGCCGCCACCGGAGAGCGCUCCGAUCCGGAGCGUUGAGCAAGAAAAUGGACAACAAUCGCCGCUCUUCUGUGGUGCUGUCUCAGCUGUCUACUACGAGGAGACCGAGUGUACUCUGGAUAUCGUUGGCUGCACAGGCCUUGACUUCCCCACUGUCCCGCGAGCUUGAAGAUUUAGGAACAACACUGCUGUGGUUGCUGCGCCUACUUGAAUAGUAUGAACUAUUUCGACCUGCACAUAACAUACACGCGGCACCUGUUUGCUCGAAAACGAAUGCAUGGCACCGCCAGGCCCACGCGUAUCAUUCAUGUCGUCGAU
This is a messenger RNA of Ectocarpus sp. CCAP 1310/34, 2024 nucleotides long. The record is from the annotation of a GenBank genome assembly. NCBI's taxonomy places the organism in Eukaryota, Phaeophyceae, Ectocarpales, Ectocarpaceae.